This is a messenger RNA of Trichoderma citrinoviride, 1059 nucleotides long. RefSeq lists its product as hypothetical. The annotation marks the transcript as partial. The transcript has a single exon. NCBI's taxonomy places the organism in Eukaryota, Fungi, Ascomycota, Sordariomycetes, Hypocreales, Hypocreaceae. The record is from RefSeq and is a predicted model, not a curated record.
AUGCCUUCUCAGGGAGAUAUCAACGUCAACUCCUUCGAGGACCACCUCGACUCCAUCAUGGGCCCGAUGGGCUUCCAACGUCCCUUUUCCCAAUGGCAGCAAGACUCCGACACCAACGGGGUUACGGAGGCCCCCAACGCCGACGACGACUCAGCCAUCGAAGAUCCCGCCGCCGCCAACAAUGAGAACGACCCGAGCGUCCUCCCGGCCAACCUCCCCGAGCCCGGCACCGGCAGCCGCCGCCAGCAGCUGGCCCAACCCCAGGCCCAGCACUCCCGCUACGGCCAGGCCGAAUACCGCCUUGGCCCCCGCAAGAAGGUCAGCCUGACCGACCCGGAGCUCGACUUUGAAAUAUUCGAGGACGAGACGGCCACCGUGGGCGCGCCCUUCAAGCCGGACUACUACGGCAGCAGCGUCCCGGCCCUCGGCGAGCGCAACAACCUGGAAGACUUCGACUACAGCGUCGAGCACCAGCUUCGACGCCACUACCACCAGUUGCUGGACCAGGCCAUUCGCACCGACGACGAGACCCUCUACGACCUCAUUGAGAGGGUCAGGGAGCAGCGGUUCACCACCUGGCAGCGAUUUUCGGGCGCCAUCGAGUGGAUGGCCGGCAGCGACCCCAUGGAUGUCUGGCUUUGGGUCGAGGACAAGGGGUACCACCGCCGCUGGACCGACGAGCAGAUUGUCCGGUUCAAGGAGUUUCUGCAGUUCAUGAAGACUUGCAUCCUCAGCGCCAUCGGCAUGGAGGACGAGGUUGCGGCGAAGAACCUGGACGACUGGAACACCUCGCUCCUCAAUGGCCGGUUCAAGGGCCUGGGGCUGACGAAUCUGUGCAUGCUCAAGCACAACGAGAUUCGGGUCUCUUUUAUGCCGGAUGGGCUUGAUGAGAAGCUGCUCUAUCGGGCGGAUUUUACCCCUGAGGAGCUUGAGAUUCUCGAUGCUGGCUGGGGAGGGCCGGGACGGUGGGCUCCGGGAGAGGAGCUGGAGGCUCAGGGGAACGAGGAGAGUGAGGAGAGCGACGGGGGAAAGGAGUCGGAGGAGAGUGAGGAGAGUGAG